Myxocyprinus asiaticus (Chinese sucker) is the source of this 5678-nucleotide messenger RNA. RefSeq names its product polypeptide N-acetylgalactosaminyltransferase 2-like. The transcript is spliced from 16 exons. Lineage: Eukaryota; Metazoa; Chordata; Actinopteri; Cypriniformes; Catostomidae. Bases 127 to 1806 code for a protein of 559 amino acids. The record is from RefSeq and is a predicted model, not a curated record. Gene Ontology annotation, cellular component: Golgi apparatus.
UGCUGGUGCGUUCUCUCGUUAGUAGAGCGCUAUAGCCACAGCGAGACGCUGAAAGUGGACGUCCGUGUCUUUUCACGGCACAAAUCCCAAGGCAGCCGCUGUUUUAUCACACACAAAAUCACAGAAAUGCGCCGGAAAUCUAGGAUAUUACUAUGUUUCGCUGUGCUCUGGGUCCUAGGCAUAGCAUAUUAUUUCUACUCGGGGACAACGCUGAGUCGAAAGGAUGACUGGAGUGGAAUUAAUUCAAACAGAAUUCAAUCACACAGCAAUGCAGAUGACAAAGCCCAAAGCCUAGAGACCCUUCCUCCAGGGAAGGUUAGGUGGCAGGACUUUGACCAGGAUCUGUACGUGGGAGCGACUGUAGUGAGGCCAGGGCAGGAUCCCUAUGCCCGCAACAAGUUCAACCAGGUUGAGAGUGACAAACUCAGAAUGGACCGCAGCAUCCCUGACACAAGACAUGACCACUGUCGUCACAAACAGUGGAGGACAGAUAUUCCUGCAUCCAGCGUGGUUAUCACCUUUCACAACGAGGCACGUUCAGCCCUCCUGCGCACUGUAGCCAGUGUACUAAAGAAGAGCCCUGCCCAUCUGGUUAAAGAGAUCAUCUUGGUGGACGACUACAGCGACAACCCUGAAGAUGGUGCCUUACUUGGGAAAAUCGAGAAAGUCAGAGUCCUACGGAACGAUCGACGAGAGGGUUUGAUGCGAUCCCGUGUCCGAGGUGCAGAUGCAGCCACGGCCAGUGUACUGACCUUCCUUGACAGCCACUGCGAGUGUAACGAACACUGGUUGGAGCCCCUACUAGAAAGGGUUGCCGAGGAUAAGACUCGGGUUGUCUCGCCCAUCAUAGAUGUCAUUAACAUGGAUAAUUUCCAGUAUGUGGGGGCAUCCGCAGAUCUUAAAGGAGGUUUUGAUUGGAAUCUCGUGUUUAAAUGGGACUACAUGACCCUGGAACAAAGACGAGCACGACAAGGAAACCCCAUUGCACCUAUCAAGACGCCCAUGAUUGCUGGUGGUCUUUUUGUAAUGGACAAGGAUUACUUUGAGGAGCUUGGGAAGUACGACAUGAUGAUGGAUGUUUGGGGGGGUGAGAAUCUUGAGAUCUCAUUCCGCGUGUGGCAGUGUGGAGGUAGUCUGGAGAUCAUUCCCUGCAGUCGAGUGGGCCAUGUCUUCAGGAAACAGCAUCCAUACACUUUCCCAGGGGGCAGUGGUACUGUGUUUGCCAGGAACACAAGGCGAGCAGCAGAGGUGUGGAUGGAUGACUUCAAGAAUUUCUACUACGCUGCUGUGCCCUCAGCCCGUAAUGUACCUUAUGGCAACAUUCAGAGCAGGCUGGAGAUGAAGAAGAGGUUAGGUUGCAAACCAUUCAAGUGGUACCUGGAAAAUGUCUAUCCUGAGCUACGGGUCCCGGAUCAUCAGGACAUUGCCUUUGGAGCACUACAGCAGGGCCAGAACUGUCUAGAUACACUGGGACACUUUGCUGAUGGUGUGGUGGGGGUGUAUGAAUGCCACAACGCAGGGGGAAAUCAGGAAUGGGCCCUGACUAAAGACAAAUCAGUAAAACACAUGGAUCUGUGUCUAACUGUGGUGGAUCGCAACGCUGGCUCGCAGAUCAAACUGCAGGGCUGCAGGGAAAAUGACAGCAGACAGAAAUGGGAGCAAAUUGACAACAACUCCAAACUGCGGCACGUAGGCAGCAAUCUGUGCCUGGACAGCCGGGGCGCCCGGAACGGUGGCCUGACGGUGGAGGUGUGCAGCCCCUCGCUCACGCAGCAGUGGAAGUUCACUCUCAACCUGCAGCCCUAGCUCGACACCGCCAGUUCCAGCCCUCCCCUUCUCGCCUUCGGACAGCCCGCGCUGGGCACGCACUCGCCCCUCUGAGAUAUCGCUGCCCAGAUACAGACUCAGGGCCGCCACAGCGCGGUCGCUCUGGUCCUCAAAGGCCACAGGGCCACGAAAUCACAAACAAGAUGAUGAUGACAAUUUCCAUCUAACUAUAUACCUCACUGUUUCGUCUUUUGUCCAGCUCUUGGAAAGUGAAUCUAAGUGUCUAUACUAAAUUGAAAACUUUUUUGGGUUUUUCAUCCUGUUUCCAAUGCAAAUGAAAGGAUCUGCUUUCAUCUCAAUUCUUGUCUUAUAUUUUGUUCCAUUUUGUGUCUCAUUUUCUUAAAUGAAUUUCAGCACAUUUUUUCCAAUGGAGUUGACGUUCAUUGUUUUUAUUUUUCUAGUCACAUUACCACGUAUUGUUGAAUGUAAAUGGGGAUGUUUUAUGGAGGAUCCCUGCCUGCGCUGUGAUCGGACUGGAUUUUGAAUGAAGACAGUUUUAGUUUGGUUUGAUUUGAUUUGGGCUGAUGGGAAUGGGGAGGACUCAUUUGUUGUGUGCACUGUCACAGACACACUGACUGUGGAGGACAUCAUCAGCCUUGUAUUUUUCAACUCACAGUGCGCACACAAAAAGAGCAGGAAAAAUACCUUCUUUUUUUUUCUAUAGUUUCUAUUGAAUUGUCAACCUGUCUUAUCUGUUAAAGGUGCAAUUUGUAAAGAUUCAGCCAGCUUCCUCUAAAGGACCCUGGUGUGUUCUGAAGGAGAACCAAGGCAUUGUACAGAACAUUACUGCUGGAUUCACAUACUGUAGCACUGGCUGCUAACAAUUCAGUGUCUGUACUUGUCUUCAAACAAAAACAUUGGUUUCUCAGUUGCAUUUUUCUCAGUAAUCAUGUUAUUUCUUUGUUCUAAGUAUUUUUUUUUUUGUUUGUUUUUUUGGCAAACUGUAUUAUGUAAAAUAAUCAAGUUUGAAAACCUGGUAACUACAACAGACAUAAUGCCUGAAACUUUGCUCCUGUCCUUGGGUUUCGAGCAGAGAUGUAUGUGUAUUACUCAUCGUCUUAACUCUUUGUCCAUCACUUUGAUGUGUAACAAACUGUUCGUAUUCUGCAUAAUUUAAUGGGUAACAUGGGAGUUGUAAAGGCUUGAAAUCGCUCAUGAACUGUCCUUCUGUCUUACAGUCCUGGUUGUUUCAUUAUUAAGAUUAAUCAUGAUUUUUUUAGCAACUGUGGCCAAACGUGGCACAUUAUACCGUUACUUGAGCAUCCUUAUCCUUUUCAGUGGUUAAAAGUUACUGCCUUUUCUAUCCAUGAUACUGUAAAGAAAAUGUGAGUUUUUUGUUGCAAAAGCUUUCAAAGUGUGCAUUAGAAUAGCAUUUCUUAACUGGACUCACAAACGAUAAAAGCAACCGGGUUUGUGUGCGUGUAUUGUAUGUGUGUACGUGAGACUUGCUCAUUCAUUUGACUUUUUCAUUCAUUGCCUCUAGGAUAUUUCAAGUUUUCACAUAAAAAAACAUUGUGCAUUAUUGUGGUACUUCAGUUGUCACUGGUUAAUCUUAACAGAACUAGUGUUACUGUAAAUUGAAUUGACAAAGAAGCCUGUAAUAUGUAAAAUCAAGUCAUUUAAUCCAUUUUACCUGUCUUUCAUGUAUACCUGAGCUGGGAUAAUGCCGUAGCAUUAUGAAUAACUUAUUGUAGGGUAGGAAAUCAAGACUAAAUGAGUCCCUGACUACCUUUUGGUCAGCUCUCCUCAUGUAUCUGCAGUAAAUGUUAUGUUAAUCUUUGACUUGUAUGUGUUUGAUUCAUCUACACCCCCUGUGUUGUCCCAGAUAUUACAGUUCUCCAUCAGUGAGUUAGAAGAAUGCAAGAAGUUGCAGGGACUUUUUAAAAGGUAUAGUUCACCAUAAUUAAAUGUCACGAAUUUCUCACCCUCAUGUUGUUCCAAAUGUGUUAGACUUUCUUUUUUUGUGUGUGGAACACAAAAGAAGAAAAUGACAGCCUCAGUUACUAUUCACUUUUAUUGCAUCUUUUUUUUUUUUUUUUCAUACAAUGGAAAUGAAUGGUGACUGAGCCAUUUCUUUUUAUACUCCACAGAAGGAAGAAAAUCAUACAGGCUUGGAACAACUUAUGGUAAAGACAGAAUUUUUGGGUGAAGUAUCCCUUUAAGUGAAUCUGGGCAGAGAUUGUGUGGCCUUUAGUGUCAGUCCAUAUACCUGUAUUUUAAGGUCUGUGUUUUGUAGUGUCAUCAGGUUUCCUGUAGUCAGAUGAAUUUGCUGCCCCUAGUGGAUGACCACAUGAAUAGAGGCAGCUGGGAAAGAGCAAAGUAAAUGUGAAUCAUGCCACCUUUCUUCAGUUUAAAAGGAGAAGCCAAUAAAAUAGGUUUGCCUAUGCUUACAUGUCAACAUGUUGGUAGUAUAGUGCAGUGCAACAAAGUUAAAGGGAUAGUUCAUCCCAAAAUGAUAAUUCUGUCAUUAUUUACUCACCUUUAUGAUGUUCCAAACCGGUGUGACUUUCUUCCGUGGAACACACAGGAUGUUAGGCAUUAUGUUGGUGUCAGUAACCAUUCAUUUUCAUUGCAUUUUUUUCAUUACAAGGAAGAUGAUAGGUGACUGAGACUCAUUCUGCUUAAAGGGAUAGUUCACCCAAAAAUGAAAAUUCUCUAAUUUCCUCACCCUCAUGCCAUCCCAGAUUUGUAUGACUUACUUUCUUCUGCUGAAAACAAAGAUUUUUUGAAAAUAUCUCAGCUGUAGGUCCAUACAAUGGUGACCAAAAUUGUGAAGCUCAAAUCACACAAAGGCCACAUAAAAGUAAUCCAUUCGACUCCAGUGGUUUAAUCCAUAUCUUCUGAAGCGAUUUAAUAGAUGUGGGUGAGAAACGGAUCAAUAUUUAAGUCCUUUUGUUUUUUGUUUUUUUUAACUAUAAAUCUUCACUUUCACAUUUUAAAAGCAUUCACUUGCAUUGUAUGGACCUACAGAGCUGAGAUAUUCUAAGAAAAAUCUUCAUUUGUGUUCUGCAGAAGGAAGUAAGUCAUACAAAUCUGGGAUGGCAUGAGGGUGAGUAAAUUAGAGAAUUUUCAUUUUUGGGUGAACUAUCCCUUUAAGCAGAAUGAGUCUCAGUCACCUAUCAUCUUCCUUGUAAUGAAAAAAAUGCAAUGAAAAUGAAUGGUUAUUAAAUUUUUAGACAGAAUUAAAAUUUUUGGGUGAACUAUCCCUUUAACAUCUGCUUUUGUGUUCCAUGGAAGAAAUAAAGUCAUAUGGGAUUAGAACAACACUAGAAUAAAUGAUAGCAGAAUUUACAGUUUUUGGUUAAUAUAUAUAUAUAUAUAUGUAUAUAUAUAUAUAUCCCUUUAAGGUUAAUUUAGAUUUUGUAAAGUUUUUGUUCUUGAAUUAUGGGGUUUUUGGAGAACACGAGCCAAAUUAGGAGCAAUAUGUGAUGGCUUGAAUUGAAUGAAAUGUUUACAUAGCACAGUGUGCCAAAGUCAUUUACUGUUUGAUUGAAAGAUGGAAACACAGUAACUAGGACAGUUGUCCUUUCAGUAAAUGAAGGAUAUGUGACCCCAAAUGUUUUUUGUUUUUUUUGGGGGGGGGGGGGGGGUUUCCUAGAAUGCCAGUUUUAGAAAAAUCUUGAUGUUGCAUUAAACGGCAAAGGAAACCGCAUGGGGUCAGCAGUUGUAAUGGUGUAUAUGUGUGUAUGUACAGUAUGUAUGUCCAUGCAUGUACAUUUACACUCAUUCAGUUGCAGUUGUAGUGAUUUGGUCAACUGUACAGCGCUUGUAUUUGUUAAUUGUUUUAUAGAUAUUGCAAAAGUUUGAAUGACGAAAAAUUAUUAACUUAAAUAAAAAAUGUAUAUACAUAA